Messenger RNA from Lactuca sativa (garden lettuce), 471 nucleotides. The record is from RefSeq and is a predicted model, not a curated record. Lineage: Eukaryota; Viridiplantae; Streptophyta; Magnoliopsida; Asterales; Asteraceae.
AUGUCGUCUCAGAAACUUUCCAAGAGACGACAACCCGAGAUAACUCCUACAACCACCACAUCUGCCCAACCAGUGCCAACGCCAGUGCGGCAAUAUGCUGGAAAACUUCCAAAUUGCGAGAAAAGCAACUUCCACCACGUAGGAAAGUGCCACAAACUUCGAUGUAAGAACUGCAACAGGAAAGGACACACCACACGAUACUGCGGGGCACCUGCAAAGCCAAACACCUCGAAUUCUGGUGUAAUGAUGGGUCAGGUUUGCUACAAUUGUGGCGAACCCGGGCAUUUCGAAAGAAAUUGUCCAAGGGUUAAAGAUGGCCAGGAAGCUCGUUUCGCAAAGACCCCGACUCAACACAUCACUUCCACUACCGAUGCUAGCAUAGUUCAAGUGUGUUGUACGUGUGGAGAAAUGGGACCUUUCAAAAGAGACUGCCCAACAGAGAAGAACAAUGAGGAAACCGGAGGAUUCUGA